AUGUGGCCCCACUUGAUGAUGGGGUUCUCCGAUUACAUUCAAGCAUUAGAAUCUGAACGCCGUAAAAUCCAUGUCUUCUCCAAGGAGCUUCCUCUUUCCUUGGAGCUCGUUACCCAAGCCAUUGAAGCCUGUAGGCUCCAGUUAAGUGGAAGAACGUCGUCGGGGACGAAUUUGAAUAAUUUGAAUGGCCAAUCGGAGUGUUCAAGACAGACAUCAUCGGAAGGACUUGUUUUGGAGGAGUUCAUACCUAUAAAGAAAAGGACAUCCUCGGAUUGUGGGGAAGACGAUGAAGAUGAGCAAAACCCGCUUGAACGCAAGAUUGCAAAGGAUAAUAAGAACGCUGAUAAGAGCAAAUCGGAUUGGCUUAGAUCCGUACAACUCUGGAAUCCACAAUCCCCAGUUAAAGAGGAUAUUCCUCGGAAAACGUCGGUGUUGGAAGUAAAGAAAGAUGGAGGUGCUUUCGAGCCAUUCCACAGAGAACCAAGUGUUGGAAAUACUACUUCGUUAACGGCCAAAGCAUGCUUGUCGUCGGCGCCGGCGCCGGCGCCGGCCCCUCCAGUCGCCGGAAGCAAAAAGAAAGAAGAUAAAGAAGCACAUAAUAAAAGGAAGCAACGGCGGUGCUGGUCUCAGGAGCUGCACAGGCGCUUCGUGAACGUCCUUCAGCAACUUGGUGGAGCGGAUUCUGCAACACCGAAGCAGAUAAGGGAACUUAUGAAGGUUGAUGGCCUAACAAAUGAUGAAGUGAAGAGUCAUUUACAGAAAUUUCGAUUGCACACGAGGAGGUCAAGCCCAUUGAUUCAGAACAAUGGCGAUUCGCAAGCGGCUCCAUUUGUACUGGUGGGGAACUUUAUAGUGCAACCGCCGGAACAUGCAGCGGCGGUGGCUACUUUGAAGGCGUCAGAGAAAAUGCCGACGCUGGGGGCGCCGCUGCCUGGAAUUUAUGCGCCGGUUCCGAUGAAGGGUGAUGGGAGGCAACUGGAUUUGGGAAAUAACUGUUGUGGACGCGUACGUUCAAAUUCAGAAGGCAGCGAAGUGGCGGAUCAUUCAAAUUCACCAACUUCGUCUUCCUCCACACACAUUUGA
Molecule: messenger RNA, 1083 nt
Organism: Neltuma alba
Lineage: Eukaryota; Viridiplantae; Streptophyta; Magnoliopsida; Fabales; Fabaceae
Product: transcription factor HHO3-like
Exons: 5
Coding region: 1-1083 (360 amino acids)
Biological process (GO): regulation of DNA-templated transcription
Molecular function (GO): DNA-binding transcription factor activity; DNA binding
Source: RefSeq, a predicted model, not a curated record